UCUUCUGACUGUGGCGGCUUGGAGUAAGUAGUUAGGUAGGGAGGGAGAUCAAACUGCGCGCCAUGGGUUUCCCUUUACGCUUCUUAUCAUCAUUGUCGUUGUGCCUCUUGGCCCUCCUCCUCCACCGGGCCACGGUGACAAUUGGGUGUUUCAGCAUGGAGAGGGAGGCACUGUUGGACUUCAAAGCCGGCAUCCACGACACCCAUAACCGGCUAUCUUCUUGGACGGGCCACCACUGUUGCACAUGGAAGGGAGUGGCCUGCGACACCACCACUGGCCACGUCGUCAUGCUGGACCUCCGAAACACCAAUACAUAUGAUUGGGCAUUACGCGGUGAGGGGAUGAUGAACUCGUCAUUACUUGCUUUAUCACAUCUGGAGCGCCUGGAUCUUAGCUUCAAUUAUUUCAUUGGGAUCCGCAUGCCGGAAUUCAUCGGCUCCUUCAAGAAACUGAGAUACCUCAAUCUAUCUUCUACACGAUUCAUGGGAGGAAUACCUGCUCGGCUGGGGAACCUGUCGAGCCUCUACGUUCUUGAUCUAAGCGAUGCUUUAGAUUUUUCAUCCCAUGUUGACAACCUCCACUGGCUCUCUCAUCUUACCUCCCUGAAGCACCUGGACUUGAGCGGGUUGAACCUAACCGAUGUCCCAGAUUGGUUCUCGUCGGUGAACAUGCUGCCGUCCCUCCAGGUGUUAAACAUGACUUACGGUGGUCUUAAUAGCAUCCCGGUUUAUGUUGUCCACGUCAACUUCACCUCCUCUCUUACCGUCCUUGAUCUCUCCAAUAAUAAUUUCAGCUCCACCUUACCCAAAUGGUUGUGGAAUAUUAGUGGUCUUACCCAUCUUGAUCUUCAGAAUUCUGGGUUCCAUGGGGUUAUUCCUGAUGCAAUUGGAGACUUGGGCUCUCUUACUUUUCUUGAUCUAGGAGACAAUCAACUCGAGGGUACCGUGCCAAGAUCCAUAGUUGAUCUCCGUAGACUGGAAGAAUUAGAUAUGUCGGACAACCAAUUGACAGGAAAUUUGAGCGGUUGGCUGGAGCAAAUGACGAAUCUCAUCAUUUUGGAUCUCAGAUAUAAUUUAUUCAACGGUUCCAUGCCUUCCUCCGUUGGUAAGUUCUCUAAUCUCACCGAAUUGAAUCUCGCUGGAAAUUCUGUUGGAGGUGUCCUUUCACAAGUUCAUUUUGAGAAUCUUACAAGAUUGCAAGUGUUGGACUUGCGUGACAACUCCAUCACCAUAUCCAUUGGACAGAGUUGGGUCCCCCCUUUCCAACUCACAUAUGUAGAUUUAACCAAAUGUCAGUUGGGACCUCAAUUUCCAGAAUGGUUGCAGUUUCAAACGCAGAUCGAAGAAUUACAUUUGGCAGACUGUAAAAUUGCAGGGACAAUGCCCGCUUGGUUUGGGAAUAUUUCAUCUUCUACCAUCACAUAUUUAGACCUUUCCAACAACCAAAUAGGAGGCAAGCUGCCAUCUUCUUUAAAGUUCACCAAGUUGGAAAUAUUACAUUUGGAAUCCAACAGAUUUGAAGGUCCAUUGCCUACGAUGCUACCGUCUACACUUGAUACUCUAUUCCUCUCCAAUAAUUCCUUUACAGGGCAAUUACCGAUAUGGCGCCAUGUUAACUUUGUGUUAAUCUCACAUAACAUGCUUGACGGUGGCUUAUCUUCAUCAAUCUGCCAAUGGACAUAUCUCCAAUAUCUUGACCUUUCGAACAACAAAUUACUUGGUGAGAUCCCUUAUUGUCUGGGAAAAUCAUUAGAAUAUCUUUAUUUCUUGAUUUUGGACAACAAUCACAUCUCAGGUGAAAUUCCACACACGAUCGGAUUUUUAUGUGACCUUCGGCUAUUGCAACUAAAAAAUAACAGUUUUUCGGGUGAGGUUCCUUUGUCAUUGAAAAAUUGUACAAAUUUAUGGUUUCUUGAUCUGACUCAAAAUAAUCUUGUCGGAAGUAUAACGCUAUGGAUGGGAGAAAAUCUACAACAAAUGCACGUACUUCGUCUACGUUCAAAUAUGUUUUCUGGAGUUAUUCCCUGGCAACUUGUUCGAUUUGAACAUCUUCACAUAUUGGAUCUUGCCAAUAACAAUUUCUCUGGAUCAAUACCUCACAACAUUGGUAAUUUAAGUGCCAUGAGAUCUACAUCACAAUAUUAUGAUUUUUGUACUGUUGAAUUAGAUGUCUUUACAAAGGGACAAGAUCUUCAUUAUUUAAAAUGCAGCAUGCAACUUAUGAAAAGUUUGGAUCUUUCAAAUAAUAGUCUAACCGGAGAGAUCCCGAAAGGAAUUGGAGACCUUGCAGGACUCAAGAACUUAAAUUUGUCAAGAAAUUAUUUACAAGGAAAAAUCCCUUGGGAGAUAGGAGGAAUGAAAUCAUUAGAAUCCCUUGAUCUAUCGAUAAAUGAUCUUUCUGGUAGUAUUCCUGAGAGCUUAUCGGCUUUAUAUUUCUUGAGCUAUUUGAAUUUGUCAUAUAAUAAUCUUUCGGGAAUGAUACCAUCUGGUCGUCAACUUCAAACACUCAAUGAUCCAUCCAUUUACAUGGGUAAUGCCGACUUAUGUGGACCACCUACUUUCAAAAGUUGUUUUGAUAAUAAAACAACUCAAAUUGAUAUACAAGAGCACAAGAAGGAGAUUUCCGAUUGGCUAUGGUUCUAUAUUAGCAUGGUACUAGGAUUUGUGAUGGGAUUUUGGAUAUUUUGUGGUAUUCUCUUCCUCAAAGACGCAUGGAGGCAUGCUUAUUUCCAUUUCAUCGAUGAUGUGUAUGAUUGGGUUUGGGUGCAAUGGAAAUUAAUUCUUCCACGAUUGUUGAGACGUUAAUCCUAAAAUUUCUAGUGCGGAUGAUCCUAGGCUUUCCGGUAGAUGAGGAGAAGGCAGGAGAAGUUUGACCGAAUGGCAGCCAAUAGUAUGGACAUGAAUCAAUAGCCAAUAGAUGGAUACAGUUGCGCCAAGAAGGUGAGUUCUUCAUGAUCGACAUAGAGGCUAAAUCCCUGCUCGCCUUUUCGAAGCUCUGUUUUCGAAGCUCGCCAUUUCAUUACUUAGGUGGCUUAAUGUUAUUUCUUUUAUGAUUUGUCAUCCAAAGCCGAUGAUCUUAAAAUUUUUAAUCUUAAUCACAUAAGUUGAUCUUCUUCUCUUUUUGUUUUCUUAUCAUACAUGUCUAUGUAAUUGGAGGUGAUGAAACUCAAAACGGAGCCUCUACAAUAUUUGGGCUAAUUAUCAAAUAAAAGCACUUUAACAUGUGUUUUUGUUGGUAUA
Musa acuminata AAA Group (dessert banana) is the source of this 3239-nucleotide messenger RNA. Its product is annotated as receptor-like protein EIX2. Gene Ontology annotation, molecular function: protein binding. The transcript has 2 exons. The coding region runs from base 63 to 2804 and encodes 913 amino acids. NCBI's taxonomy places the organism in Eukaryota, Viridiplantae, Streptophyta, Magnoliopsida, Zingiberales, Musaceae. The record is from RefSeq and is a predicted model, not a curated record.